Hevea brasiliensis (rubber tree) is the source of this 1762-nucleotide messenger RNA. RefSeq names its product oxysterol-binding protein-related protein 3C. Gene Ontology annotation, cellular component: cytosol; intracellular membrane-bounded organelle; membrane. The record is from RefSeq and is a predicted model, not a curated record. Gene Ontology annotation, molecular function: sterol binding. Lineage: Eukaryota; Viridiplantae; Streptophyta; Magnoliopsida; Malpighiales; Euphorbiaceae. The transcript is spliced from 10 exons. The coding region runs from base 159 to 1505 and encodes 448 amino acids.
UCUCGACUCGCUCUCCUAUAUAUAUCUCACCCGCACUGCAUUGCUGCGUUUUUAAGUAGCUGUUCUUGUCCUCUUGGAUCUUCCAGCGAGGAAUUGAGUUCAGAACUGAAUUCAGAAUUAACGAGGCCAGGUUUUAAUUCCUAGUCGAGCACACAGAGAUGGGUACUCCAGAUAAGAAUCAAAGUAAAGGUUUUUUAGCGGCCAUGACCUCGGGUUUAUCCAUGUUUGGCAACGCUAUGCACAGAUCUGUUAAUGGAUUGCUUGGUUAUGAAGGGGUAGAAGUCAUAAAUCCAGAGGGUGGUAAAGAUGACGCAGAGGAAGAAGCUCAGAGAGGAAGAUGGAAGCAGGAGGAACGAGAUAGCUAUUGGAAAAUGAUGCACAAAUACAUAGGCUCAGAUGUUACAUCUAUGGUGACACUUCCUGUCCUAAUUUUUGAGCCAAUGACCAUGCUUCAAAAAAUGGCAGAGUUGAUGGAAUACUCCUACUUGUUAGAUCAAGCAGAUAAAUGCGAGGAUCCUUACAUGCGUUUGGUGUAUGCUUCAUCAUGGGCUAUUUCUGUUUACUAUGCCUACCAACGAACAUGGAAACCGUUUAAUCCCAUUCUUGGAGAGACUUAUGAAAUGGUUAAUCAUGGUGGGAUUACGUUUAUUGCAGAGCAGGUUAGUCAUCAUCCCCCUAUGAGUGCUGGACAUGCUGAAAAUGAGCAUUUUACUUAUGAUGUGACAUCAAAGUUAAAAACUAAAUUUUUGGGAAACUCUCUUGACGUUUACCCAGUUGGAAGAACACGAGUGACUCUAAAAAGAGAUAAUGUGGUUUUAGAUCUAGUGCCACCUCCUACGAAGGUAAACAAUCUAAUUUUUGGACGGACUUGGGUUGAUUCACCUGGCGAGAUGAUAAUGACAAAUUUGACUACUGAAGACAAAGUUGUUCUAUAUUUCCAACCAUGCAGCUGGUUUGGUGCUGGUCGCUAUGAAGUGGAUGGAUAUGUUUAUAAUGCUGCUGAAGAGCCAAAAAUAUUGAUGACAGGGAAGUGGAAUGAGUCAAUGAGCUAUCAACCAUGUGAUAUGGAAGGAGAACCUCUUCCAGGCUCAGAAUUGAAAGAGGUCUGGCAUGUUGCUGAUGCUCCAGCAAAUGAUAAAUUUCAGUAUACUUAUUUUGCACAUAAAAUUAACAGCUUUGACACAGCUCCUAGGAAGUUGUUGGCAUCUGAUUCUCGUCUGCGCCCUGAUAGAUUAGCACUUGAGAAGAGUGAUCUAUCGAAAGCUGGUGCGGAAAAGAGCAGUUUGGAGGAAAGGCAGAGAGCUGAAAAAAGAGAACGAGAGGCUAAAGGCCAUAAAUUUAUACCAAGAUGGUUUGAUAUGACUGAUGAGGUUACACCUACACCAUGGGGUGACUUGGAAGUCUACCAGUACAACGGUAAAUAUGCUGAACAUAGGGCUUCUUUGGACGGCUCAGACAGCAUAGAAGAGGUUGAUGUCCAAUCAAUUGAAUUCAACCCUUGGUAGUAUGGUAACUUUUCUGCAGAAUGAAGUCCUAAUGUCUUAAUGUUUGCUUGGGUUUAUGCAGUUGGUUAACUCAUGUUGAAAGUAGAUGCUCUUUGUUGGCUUCUGUACAUUGUAUUUCCAUUUCUACAAUCAAUUUGCAAUUGGGUUUGAGACGUUUUAUUUUUCUAAUUAUCUUAGUCUUGUAAGAGUCUUUUUAGGGGCUUAUUUGUUUUCUUAUUCCAUUUUUCUGAUAAAUCCAAUCUCCCCUCUUUUGCUAA